Molecule: messenger RNA, 354 nt
Organism: Notodromas monacha
Lineage: Eukaryota; Metazoa; Arthropoda; Ostracoda; Podocopida; Cyprididae
Source: the annotation of a GenBank genome assembly
UUACAUAUGCGACAGCGUAGGUUAUAAACUCUGUGUUGUUCGUGCAUACCCGCCAUGUUAGUUAUAGUGGAACAGUGAGAGAACCAGAUCUUGUUCUGAAUUCUUCGAGAAAGCACAGUGAACUAGUAUUGUGCCUUGUGAAAGCUGAGGAUGAUUGCUAACUGCGCCCGAAAUGUUUCACGUGGAUUUGCCACUUCAGCACUACGCAAUGGAGGUCACGGGGGAGUUCCCGGUGCGAAUUUACCAUUCGAUAUCUCCAACCGAUGGAAGCUAACUGCUUUGUUCACUGCAUUCUUCGGAAGUGGUUUCGCCGUUCCAUUCUUGGCGGUGCGGUUCCAUAUGCUGAAGGCUUGA